UUGGAUGUGCGCGUGAAAAAUGUGAAAAGGAGCUUCUCGCAAUGGAACCGACGAGACGCUAAAAAUUCAGCGGCUCGAUGAGCCGAGGGAAGUGUAUACUGACCGCGGAUCCAAAUUAUUAUUUAUAGCUCAAUAAGAAGCGAAAUUUGAAGAAAUUUUUGAGCCCCGAAUAUAGCUUCCCGAGGGAAAUUUGACUGUGCAGACGCCUUUGCGCGGGUUUUUCCCAACGUUUUUUAUCCAACGCCCGAGGUUCGAGCACGAGACUCUUAUUCGGAUAAGUGUGGAUUACGUUAUUUACGCUUUUAUCACAAAAAAUCGUCAGCCGAUAACAAUGGACCGAUCAACCUCACCGAAACGGGCCUCUAUUCACGGCCCGUUGCCCACCAACCCAAGCAUACCCAGCUAAACAGCCGUCGUUCAUCCCUCGCGUCAGCCGCAACAUCAAGGUUCUCCAUCUCGAAUCGGCGAAUUAUGCGCGCGGCCCGUCAGCCGCGCCGCCUCGUCCGAGCCCAUCGCCAGCAUGUCUAUCGGCCUGAGUCCGGAAGAGCCGAGCUUGGACUACAACGUGACGGCCGGUCCGGCUGGGGCCGAGUUGAACCUGCCCUAUGCCGUCUGCGAGAUCCUCGUGGCCGUCUGCGCCGUCCUGGGCAACGGCCUGGUCAUCCUCGUCUUCACCAAGGAGCGAAAGCUCCGGCGACGCACCAACUACUACAUCAUCUCCUUGGCGACAGCCGAUCUCCUCGUCGGACUGUUCGCCAUACCGUUCGCCAUACUGGCGAGCAUAGGACUGCCCACGAAUCUGCACGCCUGUCUAUUCACCGUCUCGGUUCUCAUCGUGCUGUGUACCAUCAGUAUUUUUUGCCUGGUAGCCGUGUCCAUCGACAGGUACUGGGCCAUACUCCAUCCUAUGGGAUACUCAAGGACGGUGCGAACUAAGACUGCCAUAGGUAUAAUAUGCGUCUGCUGGGUGGCAGGAACGUUGGUGGGUUUCCUGCCGCUGCUGGGCUGGAACGCCGGCCACAAGUCCGACGAGAAGUGCAUCUUCACCGAGGUCAUGGACUACGACUACCUCGUCUUCCUCUACUUCGCCACCAUCAUUUUCCCGGCACUGCUGAUAGCGGCCUUCUACGCCCACAUCUAUCGGGUCGUCGUCAAGCAGCUGCAGCAGAUCGUGACGAUGAACCCAGGCAAGCGCAAGGAGAACCAGACGCACGGCACGAUGCUGCGUCUGCUCGGGGCGGCGCAGAAGCGCGAGGUCAAGGCCACGCAAAAUCUGUCGCGAAUCGUCGCCUUCUUCAUCAUCUGCUGGUUUCCCCUCUACACCAUCAACUGCGUCAUGGCCUUCUGCCCCCAGUGCGAGGUCAGCGAGUUCCUGCUCAACUUCUGCAUCAUUCUGUCGCACCUGAACUCCGCCGGUAACCCUCUGCUCUACGCCUAUCAUCUGAAGGAUUUCAGAGCGGCGCUGAAGAGUUUCAUACACAGGAUGUUGUUCCCCGGCAGGCCCGACGGAAAGGACGUGAUCGGGCCUCACGGAGGGCUCGUCAGUGUGAUUCAGGAGCCGAGAGGUUCGCUAAUGGGAUCUCAGAGAGGAUUGGGGUCGAAGGGUCACGUGGCGGGGUCGCAGCAACAGUUGCUGCAAGGUGGUAGCAGCAGGCACACUAGUUUGAUGAGGCAGCUUCAGGAGUCGAGAAUGCGGGACAUGCAGGCCACGGCUGCUGGAUCGCCGAAAGGUUCCAUAAACAAAGGCAGAUCGGCCUCCGAAAACUCGAGCCGACCAAACAAUAACGGCAACCACAACCCGAGCAAGCGACCCUCGUCGAGCAUGUCCCCGGUCUCGAUCCUCGGCUGCAAAAACCGUCGGACAACGGCGAGCAGCAGCAGUGGCGACAGUCCGACCGAUUCGGUCUGCGGCAACUCGAGUAUAAUAGUCAACCAGCAGCCCGACGAAACUACUAGUCUACCAACCGCCACGACGGCCACCACUAUGUUGGACGGCUCCUCGACGACGAUGGAGUUGCGAACCUACGAAUUCGAGGCUGCGCUUCAGUUCGUUGAUUGCGACGACGAGGACGACGACGAGAGGAUGACCACGACUACGUCCCAGCCGGAAUCGAUGCUGGUCAUCGAGGCGGACGUCAACCGGAGUGCUUCGUCUCGAGAGAGGCUCACCCUCGACGUCGACGAGGAAGAUAAGUCGUGUGCUAAAGCCAAAGACGGCUGAUGAAUCGUGCGUCCGCCUUUUGACUGGAUCUCAGUGGUAGAGUGAGAGUACCAGCUGACUGAGAUGAGGAACGUUUGAAGCUAGAGGACGAGUUGUAAGUUGAUUCUGAUGUCUGAUCUGCAGAUUUUUAAUGCAGAAGGAAGCUGCUGUUUAUAGUCUUUGUGUAAUAUAGCGAGAUGAAUUCGUAGGCUUAAGGAAUGUACUUUUUAUUCUUAUUAUUGAAUUAGCAAUCUUCGACGACGAAAUUUCUUUCCUGCGCUUGGAGGAAGACGUUUGAGAGUACAGAGUGUGACAUGUUCGGGAUGAUAUUUAUUUUUUCAUGAUAUUUUCGAUGAUGAGAAUACUAAAAAAGUGCUAGUCAUAGUACAAGAAUGUAUAGGUAAAUCUAAUAUUGAACAAAUUUCCUUUCCUUUUUACAUCAAACUUUAGUUGAAAUUUCAAAUAUUACAAUAUUCAAAAUAAAUAUAAAGAAUCACAUCUUUAAAACAUAAAUACUGUUCGAGAAGGUGCUUCGGUUACCGACAUUGUAUUAUAGCUUAUCAAUUAUUUCAGUGCACGUGUAGAAGCUGUAUGUAUUAUUGUAUACGUGCGUGUACACGUUUGGAGAAUGAAAAAAAUACAAUGUCUGGUAUGGAUGAUGUAUAAAUUAUAAAUAUCCAGACCGUUUCAAUGUUGUAUUUCAAAAACAAAAAUGGUUGUAAAUGAUAAUCAUUAUUUCUCGAUGAUUAAAAAUGCUAUUACAGAUAAACAUAUAGUGACGAAAUACAAAAUUUAGAAUAACUAUUUUUACUCAUUUUUCUUUUAUAUGCACAGUAAAUGUGAUUAUUUUUUAUAUCACCGAUAUUUUGAUACAUCUAGAUUAAUGAAAUGAAAUUUCUGUUUUUAAUUCAAGUUUUUAUCUUUCUGACUAUUUCAUAAAAUUUUACGUGUAUUUUGUAUCCGCAUUGUAAUAUAUAGAUGUAAAAAUUAUGGUUAAUAAUCUUUUAGUCACAGAUUCGUUGAUAUAUAGCGUGUAUAAUUUCGCUCGAAAGUUAAGUUAUAGUACAAUGCAAGUCUGAAAACUGCCAAAGAUAAAUCUAGAUUUAUCUUAUUUUCUAUUAUUUUAGAAAUAAAAAAUGAAUCAAUAAAUAUACUCAGCAUUUUUUAUUUUUUAACUUUUGGGCAAUAGAAAAAUGAAGAUUUAAAUUGAUGUCAAUAAUAAUUUAUUGUGAUCCCUAGUUUACAAUUGUUGAUUCAAAACAGUUCAUCUAUUUUUAUUUGUAAAUAAUUGUAAAGGAAUAAUGAUCAUUUAAGAUGAUUCUUAAAUGUAUGUAAUUUUACGAUUAAAAAUUUUAAUGUUGAA
This is a messenger RNA of Nasonia vitripennis (jewel wasp), 3563 nucleotides long. Its product is annotated as adenosine receptor A2b. Gene Ontology annotation, cellular component: membrane. NCBI's taxonomy places the organism in Eukaryota, Metazoa, Arthropoda, Insecta, Hymenoptera, Pteromalidae. The record is from RefSeq and is a predicted model, not a curated record. Gene Ontology annotation, molecular function: G protein-coupled adenosine receptor activity. The transcript has 6 exons. Gene Ontology annotation, biological process: G protein-coupled adenosine receptor signaling pathway; adenylate cyclase-activating G protein-coupled receptor signaling pathway. The coding region runs from base 521 to 2221 and encodes 566 amino acids.